ACAAGGGUUGAUAUACAGGUUCUGAUCAUGAGUUUAAUGAAGUCUACUCUGGUGUGGGCUGCAUAGAGACACUCAGCAACCAGGAGAGGGCAUCUCAAGUUCUGAAACGAGCACCAGUGAGCACAUAGCCCUCCACCAACAUCAUUCCUGUUGCUAUACAACUGAUUCAUUCUUGAUGCCACGGUCAGUCCACAGCAGACUGCGCCUUUUCCCUCAGCUGUCCACAUCUGAAUCUGGAUACAUCCAACUUGUCGGGUUUGGACCUCAGAUUAUUUAUCUUAAAUGUCUUCACUUGCUCGGUUUCCGGUGUCUUUUGUGCCACUUCACCUAGAUUUAACAAUUGGCGACUCGGUGUUGUAAAAUGUGUCUCAUACCCUCCCCAAAGCACGCGCUCAACACUAGUGUCAUUCUCACCAGGCUACAAGCUUGAGUGCGUCAAUUCAAGGGCUGUGUAAGGUGGCAGUCUGAAAUAAAUAUGCAUUAUCAAGCUGAUGUUGUGCGGUAACGUGGAAAACUAUAGGCAGAGGUUGAUGCGCACCUUUUGGAGCGGCUCACAUCUCCGACAGGUGUGCGGCUCUGUGCGAAGCGGACCUGGCUGCGGCACAAAGUGCGUAUAUUUUACGUACAGACGGGCAUCCUGGGUGCGUGUCCAACUAUUUGGACCAAACGCCGAGUGCGUCUAACAUGUGGACCUGGGACGCAUGCAACAGAGAGCCCUAACCAUGAGGAGGAGCCGACACCGCGCAAAUAUGGGUCUUCUUGUGCUUUUCAGAUGGCUUGUAUUCACAGUGGUGGUGCCCGCCUGGCUGCUUGCUGCUCCAAACAGCAUCCGUGAGCGUUCCUGCCCCCAGAGCUGUAGAUGUGAUGGGAAAAUAAUAUACUGCGAAUCCAAUGCCUUCCGUGACGUGCCAACCAAUGUGUCUGUGGGCACACAGGGCCUCUCCCUGCGUUACAACAGCCUGGUGAACCUCAGAGCCCACCAGUUUGCAGGCCUGAGUCAACUGGUUUGGCUCUACCUUGACCACAAUUACAUCAAUGAUGUGGACGGCCAGGCUUUCCAUGGGAUACGGAGGCUCAAAGAACUGAUCCUCAGCUCAAAUAAGAUCACACUUUUAAAAAACAACUCAUUUCACGAUGUUCCAAAUCUACGCAACCUAGACCUUUCCUACAAUAAACUGCAGGUUCUCCGGCCUAAUCAGUUCAUGGGUUUACGGAAACUACUCAGUUUACACUUGAGGUCAAACUCCUUAAAAACUGUCCCGAUGCGAGUUUUCCUCGACUGUCGCAACCUGGAGUUUCUAGAUAUUGGCUACAACAGGCUACGGAGCCUCACGCGCAACGCCUUCGCAGGACUCCUUAAGCUCAUUGAGCUUCAUCUGGAGCACAACCAGUUCUCCAAGAUCAACUUUGCUCAUUUCCCUCGCCUGACUAACCUGCGGGCGCUCUAUUUGCAAUGGAAUCGUAUCAAACUGCUAACCCAGGGCCUGCCCUGGAUGUGGACCUCCUUGCAAAAGCUGGACCUCUCAGGGAAUGAGCUCCAAGUGUUGGACCCUAGUACAUUUCAAUGCCUUCCUAACCUACAGACUCUUAACCUGGACUCCAACAAGCUGAGCAAUGUGUCUCAGCAGGCAGUGGAGGCCUGGAUCUCCCUCACCACCAUCAGUCUGGCUGGCAAUUUGUGGCACUGUAACCCCAACAUAUGUCCCCUGGUGGCCUGGCUCAAGGCCUUUAAAGGUAACAAGGAGACCACUAUGAUAUGUGCCGGCCCCAAGGAGGCACAAGGAGAGAAAGUGACCGAUGUGGUGGAGGCUUAUAACAUUUGUACAGCGACCCCGGCCCCUGUUUCCUCAACACCAUCGCCCCUUACUUCUUCUUUUCGACCUGAGCUGCUUCCUCUACCUACACAGUCUGUGGUGGAUAAGAAGCUGAUCUGGAACAGGACAGCCUCCCCGUCUCCUUCCGAGGCCUCCCCCACCAUCCCUUUGCCAGACACUGAGUAUGUGUCCUUCCACAAGAUCAUAGCCGGUAGCGUGGCCCUCCUCUUAUCUGUAGCAAUAAUUCUGCUGGUAAUCUAUGUCUCAUGGAGGCGCUAUCCCAGCAGCAUCAAACAGCUUCAGCAGCGCUCGCUGGUUAAAAAGCGUCAGAAAAAGGCCCGGGAGACUGAGCGCUCCCUUAACUCACCACUGCAAGAGUACUAUGUGGACUACAAGCCUUCACACUCAGAGACUAUGGAUGUGCUGGUUAAUGGGACAGGACCUUACACAUACACCAUCUCAGGCUCCAGGGAAUGCGAGGUAUGACCGUUGCCCUCCAAAAAUCCAUUUCCACUGCGAGGCAUGAGAGAUACCGCGGCAGCUGAGUGCUCUGACGUUGUACAGGUGUGAGCAGUCGGUUAUGGAUUACUGCCAUGCCCACCUGUCGCUGCACCUCAACGUGGGCAUGGAGCCCUCAACUCAGGCACUGGGAGGUCCCAGGCAAGCCAAGUACCACCCCGGCCUCGUGGCUACCUUCCCCUCUGAGCCUGCGCUGCCUUGCCCCCAGACCCACUCCCUCCACCAGUGAGCUGUGCCCACUGUG
Etheostoma spectabile (orangethroat darter) is the source of this 2577-nucleotide messenger RNA. RefSeq names its product leucine-rich repeat transmembrane neuronal protein 4. Bases 702 to 2300 code for a protein of 532 amino acids. Gene Ontology annotation, cellular component: plasma membrane. The record is from RefSeq and is a predicted model, not a curated record. Gene Ontology annotation, molecular function: protein binding. The transcript is spliced from 3 exons. NCBI's taxonomy places the organism in Eukaryota, Metazoa, Chordata, Actinopteri, Perciformes, Percidae.